GGUUUUGCCGUCUCACCCAUGAAUGAUUUUGGUGUUCCAACGGCACUCUACUAUUUCUUCACACCGUCAAUUGAUGAAACACGUAAAUGGCUUGAGAUGACCAGUAUGGCUCAUCGAGAUUUCCAUCGGCUUAAGCCUUUAAGCGCUCAGCAGUGUUUGAUUGGCUAUCAGCCGUACGCGAUUCCGAACGGUUUCCCGAAAAGUGCAGAGAUUCCGGUGCAGAUGGAUCCGCAUCAUUCCCGAGUGCCGUCUACUGCUGGUAGUAAUAACAACAUCAACAACAACAACGCCAACACCAACACCAGUAUGCCUCCUCCACCACCGUACACGUAUUCGGAUUAUUGUAAUGGAGUGAUUCAUCCGGAUGUGGUUCACCGUAAGAGCUCUUCAAUGGACUCGCAGAUAGUCGCAGAGCACUCCAGAUUGGCCAAUAUGCGUAAAACGAACACAGUCUCAUCGGCAGAUCAUUUGGAUCGUUUAUUUAGCGCCACUGAAGGUCGAUGUGGUGGUGGCAAUCUGUUGUCACGACACAAGUUGAGCGUUUCAAACAGUGGGACGGCUUUGGUACAUUCGUCGGCUCUCGGCCAAUCCAAAUCGUCAUUGGAUUUGCACAUGUCGAAUAGAUCGUCAGCCGAGCGAUUCGAUUCACCACAACAACAGGAAAUAACAAGUCAUCGAUCCAGAUCCAAUUCGUCCGGACCUCUGGAACGAUUUACAACCAGUGAAUUGCAGUUGCAGUUGCAAGGUAACGCUCGUCGUUUUGAGCGUCGCUACCAUACAGCCGAUGGAAUCGAUGUACUGAAACCGAAGGGUGCAUCGGGUUUACCACCUGGGAUUUUGAAACGUUUCUCGUGGAACGUUUCAUCCGCUGUUGGUGGUUCCUCAAGGAAGAUCUCAAGUCGUCUCAAUGAGCAACAAAGUCGUCGACAUUCGCAGUCAACAGUAGCCUCAUCGGAAUCGUUCAGCUCGUCAACAUCGGGCAUAAGCACUGCCUCAUCGUCACACACCGACACAAUCACGCCGAUAAAUGACGAUAAAACACCAACCAGUGAUAUUAGUGACUAUCACGUUUCUAAAGUAGCCAUUGGGGAGCAUCAUCAUCACACGGAUUCUUCAUCUGAUGAGCAACAAACCCAAACUCAAACCCAGUCCCAAUGCCAGCAACGAACACUCGUCAGUAACACCCCGUCACCUCCGUUAAUCCCGGCUCAUAACCCGCAUUCGCCUAAUCAUCCCUCUCCCGUAGGCCCCGUCCCCCCGCCGCCAUCGUCGAAUAUUCUAUCAAUCAAAGAGAAUAUCGCCGUUGAUAAGGGACCAAUGCUGCCGCCCCCAUUGCCCGAACAACCGCCUCCAUCAAUACUCAUCAAAGAUGCUAAAUCGCACCAUCGUCAGCACCAUCAGAAACCUAUUAAUCAUCAUAACAACAAACACAACACCGAUAAACAUCAUGAACUGUUGAAGUUCAUCAUGGAUAAUCAUUUGGAGACUUCGUAA
Molecule: messenger RNA, 1494 nt
Organism: Anisakis simplex (herring worm)
Lineage: Eukaryota; Metazoa; Nematoda; Chromadorea; Rhabditida; Anisakidae
Source: the annotation of a GenBank genome assembly